This is a messenger RNA of Hemiscyllium ocellatum (epaulette shark), 2031 nucleotides long. Its product is annotated as regulatory solute carrier protein family 1 member 1-like. The transcript has 2 exons. The coding region runs from base 1 to 2031 and encodes 676 amino acids. Lineage: Eukaryota; Metazoa; Chordata; Chondrichthyes; Orectolobiformes; Hemiscylliidae. The record is from RefSeq and is a predicted model, not a curated record.
AUGGCAAUUUUUCUUUCCAAUUCUGGCCUUACCUUGGGCCAAAAACUAAGCUUUGUCGGAAAAGAAAAUGGCAAAACUACCUCAUUGGAAAGCCCUUCAUUACCAGCACCUCAUCAUCUUCCUCUCCCACUUCCCAUUACAAGAAGUGACCUAUCUCAGGCCCCCAAACCCCAAUGUAAUUUGGACCGUUCAAUUUCCGUCCCUGCUAGCCUUCCUUCACAAAACCACAACAAAUCGGAACUUACAGAUGUAAAAAGCCUUCAGCUCACUCCUGAGUGCAUGGAAUCCCAGGUAGAAAAGCAGGCACUGUCAGGAUCAUUGGACAAUACGUUGACCCCUCUGUUUCCUUAUAAACUGUCUGCUCCUUCUCAGGCAUCAGGAGGGAAAAACCACAUACCACAGGGUGAAAGCGUUCCUUGCAGCUCACAAAACCUUUUGAAUUAUCCAACUUCAGAUACCAAUGAUGAGCCUCUGCCAAAACGUGUCUUGCCAAACACGAGUCUGGAUGAGGUUGGCUUGAAAAAGGGUGACACCACACAUUUUACAACCAAAGCCUGGCAGGAAAUCACAAACAAAGAAGGUUUAGAGGAACCUCCAACAAAAAAAAUUGGGGAGAUUUCUUCAGCUGUACAAUCAAAUAGUGAUCUUGUAUCUGACCUGGGUUUAGUUAACAGACCAAGCCAACAAGCCUCACUUGAAUUAGCUUUUGCUGCUGGUUCUAAAAUAAAUGAAGUGCAGCAGGGCACUGAGACUGGAAAGGGGAUUGAUGAUCCUGACAAUCUCGUUGAGCCAUUAGAUAUGGACUUGGAAAUAGCUGAAAAAGACCCAUGUAGCUGUCCAAAGAGAUUUGAGACUGAUGAAAGACCAUUUGAUUCUUUAACUGGAAACAUUGAAAUCGAUGAUGGUGAAAUUGUAAACUCUACUCAGCAGCAGAUUGAGGAAAUUAGUUAUUCAGCAUCAAAAAAGACAGGAAAAAGUAGACAAAAGGAGAGAAACGUCCCUGUUUCAGAUCAGCAAUUGGAGGAUAGACAUUUAAGUUCAAAUUCCUCCAUGGCUCAGGUGAACAUGCCUGUUGAGUUACCUAGUGGCUGUGUGAGAGAAAAAUCUGAACUUGCUCUUGUCACUGAUAAAAAGCCUGAAGAGGUACAUCUGCCGACUGAGAUUAAACAGUCUUCCUCUGAGGAGGAUCAGAAAACAGACUCUGAUUCACACUUUUCUCCAGUGGCUGCUUUAUUUGAAUUGCAUCAGAAGCUAGUCGCCUCCUGUCAGGACGUUUCUUUGAAGAUGUCUGUCAGCUCAGAGGACAACCAUCAGUCAGACACAGCAAAUCAGGAAGAAGAUUUUCAUCUAAUGGAGGUGUCUGAAGAAUGUUCAGAUAAUAAUGCCUUGAGUAGGGUGUGUGUCAGUGCAGGGGUGGAUACUGUUGCUGUCGAAGAGGAAAAGAACCCUUUGUUCACAGCUAAUUCCAAAAUUUCUCUGAAAAGAGACAGAAGUGUUGAAAGCACCAGUGUAUUUCCAGAAAAAUCCACUUCAGGUGUGACACGAGUUAAAUCUGAUGAAACUUUUGUGCAAGAAUCCGUGGAUAAGGCUGCAGCUUUUAUUAUUGUGUCUAAAGAUCUAGCAAAGGAAAUGGAAGUUUCCCCUACUGAGGAAUCUUUGCAGACUCAAGAAUUACCUGUAAACCCACCUGAUUCUGCAGCUGCUGAAAGCGGCCAGAACUCUCAAAGUAAUGGGGCACAUUUGCAAGAAAUGACAAAUAAUGUGGUCUGCCCUUUGGAGAACCCAGAGGUUUUAGCUACUUCCAUGUCAUGGGAAGGGACCAUGGAAGCCAACAUGAAUCAUCCUAAUAGACAUUCUUUGGGUAGUCCUCUGGAAGUGCGCCCCCUAGCUUUCCCAGCUGCUAACGUUGCACGAAUAAGACAAUCAGGAUUCACUCAGCAAGAAGCAGUGGAAGCCCUUGAACGUUUUCAUGGCAAUACAGACCUGGCGCUUCUGGUUCUCCUUGCAAGAAAAAUUGUAGUUCCUAUUUGA